Messenger RNA from Aspergillus pseudotamarii, 2463 nucleotides. RefSeq names its product ankyrin repeat-containing domain protein. Gene Ontology annotation, molecular function: protein binding. The transcript is spliced from 2 exons. The coding region runs from base 1 to 2463 and encodes 820 amino acids. NCBI's taxonomy places the organism in Eukaryota, Fungi, Ascomycota, Eurotiomycetes, Eurotiales, Aspergillaceae. The record is from RefSeq and is a predicted model, not a curated record.
AUGUCAUUCUCCAACGACCACGGUACCGGGGAUAUGUUCAACGCUCAUAUGAGUACCCAGAACAACAAUACAGGCAGUGGAAACCAAUUUCCCGGAGCUAGCUUCCGCGGGACUGUGAACAUUAUUCAGAAUACCCAGAAUGAGCGUUCUCUUAAAUCACGUGGGAUUGAUGUCCUGAAGAGACUGAAUGUCUCAAAAUAUCGAGAUCAGAAAGAUCGAAACCCUGUUCGAAUACCAGGGACUUGUGAAUGGUUUGUCACUCAUCCGAUUUUUAAAGCCUGGCAAGAGGUCCAGGCGUCACAGAUGCUCUGGGUCUCUGCAAACCCCGGUUGUGGGAAGUCUGUUUUGGCAAAAUACCUCGCAGAUUCUAUUCUCCCAAAAGAUUCUGGUCGAACAGUCGGAUACUUCUUUUUCAAAGACGAUUUUGAGGACCAGAGGAGUGUCACACAUGCGUUGUGUUGUAUUCUUUACCAGCUCUUUAACCACCGUCGUGAUCUGCUUGCUGAAUAUAUUAUUGAACAAUUUGAGAUGAACGAAAGGAUUGUUGAUUCAUUCAGCGAUCUUUGGGACGUCCUGAUCAAGGCUGCGAAACAAAAGGAUGCUGGAGAAAUUAUUUGUCUCCUAGACGCCUUCGAUGAAUGUGAACAGAAUGGAUGGUCCCAGCUCACUAAAGCACUGUGCAGCCUUUACAAGGACGAAACUAGGAAUAAUUUCAACCUGAAAUUUCUUAUUACUAGUCGCUCUUAUGGCCACAUCCGGCAAGGAUUUCAGCCUAUACAGAUAUCAGGACAGCCUUUAAUUCAUCUCAGUGGGGAAAAUGAUAAUGAGAUGCGGAAGAUUUCUCGCGAGAUUAAUCUGUUCAUCAAAGCAAGAGUUAAUACUAUUGGAGCUCAACUAAUGCUCACGGAAGAAGAACAAUCUAUGCUACUCAAGAGUGUCACACGUGUUCCCAACACCACAUAUCUCUGGGUCUACCUUACUCUGAAUCUCAUUGAGAGUAAUGUGGAUAUUGACAAGAUCGGAAUAGUUACCGCUACAGCUGACCUUCCAGCGACUGUGGAUGAGGCCUACGAACGAAUUUUAUGUCGAAGCAAAGACCCAAAAAAAGCCAGAAAAAUACUUCAUAUUGUGCUGGGGGCGACACGACCCUUAACACUUCAAGAAAUGAACCUCGCAUUAACCUUGGACGAAACACAUCGGUCAUAUAGUGACCUUGACCUCAGACCACAAGACCGUUUUCGUGAAUAUAUUCGGGACAUCUGCGGACUGUUUAUUACCGUUGUAGAACGGAAAAUAUACCUCCUUCAUCAAACAGCUAGAGAAUUUCUGAUACUGGAGAAUGAACCAUUGAUCAACAAAAUUUACAUGCUUCAUCAUACUGCAAAGCGAAUCUUUUUCCGAGACAUGCAAACCGGAAACAACAAUGACCUUCAAAACCUCUCGUGGAAGCAUUCAUUAACACUGCAAGAGUCCAAUCACAUUAUUGCAACGAUCUGUAUUCAGUACCUGCUGCUCUCAGAUUUUGGGAAGGCCUGGCCGCUAGAAACAGAUAUAGACGAGCUUUCCGAUAGCUAUAUCUUUCUUGAUUACUCUGCUAAAUGUUGGGUUAAUCAUACUCUCGCAGCCUAUCCCAGAUCUGGGUAUAGGAAACAAUCCCUUAUCAUACUCUGUGAUCUUAUUGAAGGUGGCUGUCCAGUUUGGUUCCAAGUUUAUUGGACGUCAAUGGGCACAGACUUCCCGACGGGCUUCACCAGUCUUAUGAUCGCAUCAUAUUUCGGGCUUACACCUGUGUUGGGACAUUGGAUUGAGAUGGAAAAGGCUAAUCCAAACGCAAAGGAUAAUGUAUAUGGACGUUCAGCACUAUCCUGGGCGGCGGGAAAUGGCCAUACUGCUGUCGUGAAGCUCUUAAUAAAAGGGUCUUUAUACAGACCCUGGAGGAAGAUGGCUGAAGUUGAUGCGCGAGACUCCUAUAACAGGACGCCUCUUUGUUGGGCUAUCUUGAAUGCACAUGCAGAUGUAGUCAGCCAGUUGCUCAAAGCAGGAGCUACAAUUGACUUGGAAGAUGAUAUCGGAGGGACGCCAUUUGAAUAUGCCAUCUGCAGUGGGAAUAGUGGAGUACGGAAUAUCGUGAUGAAGAAAGGUUCGCAGAAUCAUCAUCUAUCCAUCGAUAGAAUCCAAACCAAACUGCUCAUUUCAGCCUCCAAAAAAGGUGAUGAAGCAAUAGUAAAACUUCUGCUUGAGAAUAAGGCAGAUAUAGAGUCAAAAGAUGAUGAAUAUGGCCAAACACCACUUUCCUGGGCAGCAGAGAACGGCCGUGAAGAGGUAGUGAGACUUCUGCUUGAGAAUAAGGCAGAUAUAGAGUCGAAAGAUAAAUCUGGCCGAACACCCCUUUCCUGGGCAGCGGAGAACAGUCGUGAAGAGGUGUCGAACACCACUUUUGUGGGCAGCGGGGCACGGCUGUAA